ACAAUAACUGUGGUAUCAAAGAGAAAGUAAGAGUGGAGCGUGAAUGAGGGGCGCGCUGUUUCGAUCCACAAGACGCAAGAUUCAUAACUCUCUAAACAAGUGUGGUCUUAUCUUCACUAAAUAGUGUUCAAUUACCAUGAUUCGAUUAUCGAUACGAAUGUACCUGUGCUUAUGUCUAGUGAAAAUAGCGAUAUGGAAAGUUGAUGGAGAGAAAGGUUCUGACUUGGCUAGUUGUUCUUGCUACUCUUUUGUCGAUAAAACAACAUCAGCAAAUCCAAGUUCAAACUUAUGUAAAACUGAAGGUGGUUACUUAGUUUCUAUGGAAACAUUAGAAGAAUGGGAGUUUAUCAAGACACAGAUACAAAAUAGGACGACAGAAAAAGGUGGUUACGAUGAAUGGUGGAUUGGUCUUAAGAAGAGAGAUGGAAGAUGGGUAUGGCCGAGUAACCACUCCCUGACGUAUAAUAAAUGGCUUCGAGGAACACCAGUGGACGAUCGACAAAAGAAAUUUGCAGCAAUUGUAAAGGAAUUCAAUGGUACACAAGGAGGAUUCAACGAUACGAUAGACAUUGAUCCUAAAGGAAGGAUAUGUGAACAUCACAAAACAAAUUGCAGCGGUAAGAAUAAACUUCGUUGGUGUAGCUCACGUACAUCUACACUACACCCAGUCUCCGAGACACAGAAUACCACAAAAGAGUUGAAUGAAUCAGACAUCGUCUUACCUCGACACCCAUCUGAAUGCGCAGUAAUAAAGAAGUCAGACACACCCGUCAUCAUUCCCAUCAUGGUGGCCUUGGCUGGUCUAGCUGUCAUAGUUGCCAUCAAUAUCAUCAUCGUCAAAUGGAGGAGGAACACAGUACAAGAGUCAAGCAAGAAGAGAGAGCACUCUGCAAGCCAUUCUGAACCAAUACACAUGGAUCCCGCUGAUGGAACUACGAUUAACAUGAACCUUGCUGGGUCAGGAAUCGAAGAUGAAGACACGUUGCAACCAAGGGAAGAUCGUACUGAUAACUCAACGACGAAUCCAGAUGAUGGAAAACAUGAUAUUAUCGACAUCGACGUGAGCUGUGGCAACACAGGUAAACCACAACAACCUUAUUAUGUGAAUGUACAAGAAAGUACGCAACAAAACACCUUGCAGGAUACUGAAACUAAUGACCAUUAUGCAUCGGUGAGUGAUAUAAUUGAGGCAGACGGACAGAAAGAUUCCUUUGUGGAAGUAAGAACCUAUUCAAUAGUGCGUAAUGAUGAUGCCGAACAGACAGACGAUUUGAACACUGCCAACUAUGCAACGGUGAGUGACACUCUUGGUAAGGACAGACAGACAGUUACUUUGGUGACAACAGAGUCUGGGUACGCGUCUGUUGAUGUGUCCAACAAGAACCAGCACGAAACAACAGCCAACGCACCGCUCACUGACGAAUCCGUACAGUACGGGGUCAACACAGACGAUGGUUAUUCUCCUGCUGAGGUAAUAUACGAUAAUUGUCAAGACGUUCUACCGGUCCAAGAACGACAAGCCAACUCGCAACACACUCCGGCUAACAGCGUACCUAAUCCUGGGGUAAACGUAGAGUACGCAGCUGUUAACAAGAGUAUGAAAAAGAGAAACAGGAGUGUUAAUGAAACUGCAAACUCCAAAGAGCCUAAAGAAGCUAGCUAUGCUGACAGCGUUCCUAAUGCCGGGCUAAACGUAGAGUACGCAGCUGUUAACAAGAGUAUGAAAAAGAGAAACAGAAGUGUUAAUGAAACUGCAAACUCCAAAGAGCCUAAAGAAGCUAGCUAUGCUGACAGCGUUCCUACUGCCGGGGCAAAUGUAGAGUACGCAGCUGCUAACAAGAGUAUGAAAAAGAGAAACAGGAGUGUUAAAGAAACUACACAGCAAAGUAAGCCUACAGAAGUCAUCUGUCCUUCUGUUGAUGUGCAAUACUGCCAAGAAGGUCCUCUAGUGCAAGAACAAAGAGGAUCUUGCAGGAAGAAAGAUAAAGAGCAAACCACUCUUGCUGAGGUCGUUUCUACUGCUGGAACACAAGUAGAGUAUACAGCAGUCGACAAAAGUAAGAAAAGGAAUAGGAGUGCUAAGAAUGCUGCAAAUCCCAUCAAUCCUGUAGAAGCAAGUUAUGCAUCUGCUGCUGUCAAAUACUGUCAAGAUGGUGAUCCAGUACCAGCACAGAGAAGAUCACGCAGAAAGAAAGAUAACGAGCAACACACUCAGAAUGACAGUGUGUCUAAUGCGGCGGUGAAAGUAGAUUGCGCAGUAGUGGACAAGACUAAGAAGAAAAAUAGAAGUGUUAAAGAAACUGCACAGCCCAGCGAGAAUACAGAAGCCAGCUAUGCUUGCGUCGAUGUUAUUUACGAUAACUUCUGAGUGUUCUGCCAGUUUCUGAUCAGUUAAAAAGGGUACGGUGCCGUGUGGUAAGAAGGACCAUAGCAAAAUACCGCACGCUUCUUCAUCAGUGUUGCGACUUUGCGGCUAAUCCUACUAAUGUAGAGAUUGAAAAGAAAAAGAAGAACAAGUGGUCAUACAUGAAAAACAAAAGAAAAAAUAUAUGUUAAUUGUAUGCAUUUCAUAAAAGAAAAUUUGUCGAAUGAUACUAAAAAAUGUCACAGAAAAUGGAGGAAAUUGAUCACGUGACCUGUUUUUAGAGAAAUCGGAUAAAUUUUGAUUUCUAAAUUUUGUAAAUACCUAAAACUCUUAUUCUUAUAUCGUUUUGAUAACUGACUACCAGUGAUAUAACCUUCGUAACUUUGCAAAGACAAUUGGAUAUAUAAUUGCUCCUCAGGUUGUUGAGAAAGACGUUGGGGGUGGGGGUAAGCAGAGGUUUAAGAAUUAGGCUACUGAAAAACAUGCUUGAACAAAAUUAGCUACAGUAUUGGGAAUAUUGAUUUAGUCUUUAGCAUGCUAGGGUAUUUCCCUCAGACAUCUGGAUUGGCUGUGCUUUGUUACUGAGAAAAGGAUUUUGUUCAGACGCGAUUUCAAGUGACCUCAGGCGGAAACCACGUURCUGUCAAUCUCUACUGGUUACAGACGUCGAGAGAAAUUCUUUCUUGGAAAGGUGUAUCACUAUAAAUAGCUCAAUGUGUAUGUACAUAUUUGAUCACGUUAGGUGACAAUAUCAGGAAGAGGAGAGCAGUAGUGGGGAACAGGAAUAGACAGGUUCCCAGAAUGUAAACAUCUUUGUAACCAUCUUUUCUAGGUCUUGUCUUUUUUUAAAUGUGGGUAAAAUAAAUCUUUGAUGACAAGAA
Messenger RNA from Actinia tenebrosa (Australian red waratah sea anemone), 3246 nucleotides. RefSeq lists its product as uncharacterized. Lineage: Eukaryota; Metazoa; Cnidaria; Anthozoa; Actiniaria; Actiniidae. The record is from RefSeq and is a predicted model, not a curated record.